AGCAGCAAGAAAACCAUUGAAAACGAAAAAUAAAUUUUUCAAAUUUUUGACCCCUUUCGGCCGGCUGUUGCCAAAUGGCAACAUCAGACCUAUGGGUACAGAGUUACUUUUUUGAUAUGAAAUAUACUUUUUUGCUAUCCCCACGGUAGAGCAACAAAAACCAUGUAGGAAAAAACUUUUUUGCUAUCUGGCUUCUAGGAGCCGGCUGGAAAGGGUUAACAUCAAAUUCACGAUUAAUAUUUGAUUUUGUUUAUAUUCAAUCGCAGAUAAUUCGAACAUAUCUUCUAUUUUGUCGUAUUAACUAUCAUCAUAUUAUUCAAAAAUAUCAAUAUCAUACAAAAAAAAAAUACAAACAACAACAAAUAUCGAAUGUUUAGAUCUCGAGGAAAAAUAUUUAAUUCGUCUAAGUGAUGAACAACUUGAAAAUGAAUGGAAUCAUUUGAAAAAUAUUUUAUUAGAUAAACUUUAUUAUGCUCAUAAUCUUUUAAGACAAAUAGCAUUCACAUUAAAAAAUCAUUUGAAUGAUUUAUCAUCAAUUUAUCUCUUUGAGUAUGUUGGAAUGACUGAUGAUGAUAAUAAUAUUCAUCAACAAUUAGAACAAUAUGAAAUAAAAAAUUUUCAAUUAUGUUAUAUACAGUGGGCAUCAUAA
Messenger RNA from Rotaria sp. Silwood2, 649 nucleotides. The record is from the annotation of a GenBank genome assembly. NCBI's taxonomy places the organism in Eukaryota, Metazoa, Rotifera, Eurotatoria, Philodinida, Philodinidae.